Molecule: messenger RNA, 2199 nt
Organism: Sebastes umbrosus (honeycomb rockfish)
Lineage: Eukaryota; Metazoa; Chordata; Actinopteri; Perciformes; Sebastidae
Product: hyaluronan-binding protein 2-like
Exons: 13
Coding region: 104-2032 (642 amino acids)
Biological process (GO): proteolysis
Molecular function (GO): serine-type endopeptidase activity; calcium ion binding
Source: RefSeq, a predicted model, not a curated record
AUCAAAGGUUAGUGGACUUACACAAACGUUUAGAAAUGUGUGAGUGAUCUACCAGACAGUGCACUCUCGUUUUACUCUCCUGGAUGUCUUCUGAUCCACUACCAUGAACCUAAAGCUCCUCUUCUUUUGCCUCGUCUUGGCGCUGCUCGUCAUACCUGCUGAACUAAAACCUAAAAAGCACAAAAAACAUCAUCAUCGUGAUCAUGAGCAUGGACAUGGACACAAACCCAACAAAAAAAGAGUAAAGGUUGCGGACAUAAUUAGAGACCUCUUCUUUGAGAUCCUGGAGGGACGCGAUGAUGGCGAUGAUGACGAUGAUGAUGACCGCACAGACUGGCUGUUUGACAUUCAAGAGCCAGAAGGCCUAUGCAACCCAAACCCUUGCCGCAACAAUGGAGUGUGUGAGGAGAAAGACAAGAGGAAAUUCAAAUGCGAUUGUCCCAUACCUUUCAAGGGAAAGAAAUGCCAGAAAGGUCCCAAACAUUGUAAAAAAGGUAGAUGUGGGCGAGGUGAAUGUGUGCUGACUUCAAUUCCCCCGUACUAUGAGUGCAAAUGCAAGGAGCCCUUCCAGCCGCCACGCUGCGUUCACAUGUCACUGUGUGAGCCUAAUCCAUGUAGGAAUGGUGGACAAUGCAUCAACGAUGGUAAUGACUUCGAGUGCGAGUGCCCUCUGGGGUUCAGAGGACGUUUCUGCCAUGUUGGUCCAGAUGACUGCUAUGAUGAUGACGGAGAGUCAUACCGUGGCAAAGUGAGUGAGACUGAUGACGGCCAAGAAUGCCUCUACUGGAACUCUCACUUCAUCCUGGACAACGGUGUUGAUCCCUUCAACUCCUUCGAGGACAGCAAUGGACUUGGCCCUCACAACUUCUGCAGAAACCCAGACGGAGACAACAUGCCCUGGUGCUUCUUCAGGAAAGGCAGGAAGUUGUCGUGGGACUACUGUGAUGUCACAGAGUGUCCUGAACCAACAGGUGUGGCGCCAACUGAAAUUGUCCCUGCAGUCACUGAUCCCACUCCUUCCAAGCCCCAAACUGCAAAACCUGAACCCAUAGCACCCACCGAAUCAAUCAAACCCACAGCACCCUCCGAACCAAUCGAACCCACAGCACCCUCCGAAUCAAUCAAACCCACAGCACCCUUCGAACCAAUCGAACCCACAACGACUGAGAAACCCAGCCAGGCUCCACAACCUUCUCCUACACCCACUGCUGAUGUUCCUCUCACCCCCACCGCCACCGUUACACCGCAACAGUUCAGGACCUGUGGGAAGCCUCAGCCAAAGAAGCCCUUGACCCGAAUUUUUGGAGGUCUGAAGAUCUCUCCCGGGGCUGUACCCUGGCAGGUGUCCCUGCAGAUGAGACCGCAGAGCUCCAGCCUGCCAUUCAGACACAUAUGUGGAGGAGUUCUCAUCGCGAGCUGCUGGGUACUGACAGCUGGACACUGCAUUGAACCAGCGAAGGACAUGCAGGUGGUUGUGGGAGGUCUGUCGCUGAAUAUGGUGGAAACCACAGAGCAAACCUUACAAGUUGAAGAGGCUAUUAGGCAUGAGAACUACAGGGAGACUCCUGCAGCUGUUUACAACGACAUAGCCUUGUUGAGGCUGAAAGGCACUGAUGGAGUUUGUGCCAUUGAGACCCAGUUUGUGAAGACAGCCUGUCUGCCUGAUGCCCAACUGCCUGAUGGGAUGGAGUGUAAAAUCUCUGGAUGGGGUGCCACUGAGAACUCUUCAUAUGGUUCCAACCACCUGCUGGAUGCCGACGUGCUGCUGAUCAACCAGGAAAAGUGCUCUGAACGACAGAUUUAUGGCAAUGUCCUGGAUAAUAGUAUGUUCUGUGCUGGCCACCUGCAGGGAGGGGUGGAUUCCUGCCAGGGUGACUCUGGAGGACCGCUGACUUGUGAGCAGAACAGUACCAGUGUUAUUUAUGGUCUGGUGAGCUGGGGAGACCAAUGUGGAAGGAAGAACAAGCCUGGCGUCUACACGCAGGUCACUCACUUCCUGGACUGGAUCAAGUCAAAGACUCAAGCCUUCUAAAAUGGAGAAAAUGUGCAUUAUCAUUUCAGUUUAAUGUGGCCCUCAACAGAAAAACCCGAAAUCUGUUAUACAUCUAAAUGUCAUACUUACUUGGUUUUCCCUUGAAGCUUUACUCAAGGCAAUCUAAAAUCCUAUAUUAAAAUUGAUGUGUGUGUGGAAAAGGAAAA